UGGCGCGAAACACACGGAUGGUCUCCACCCUGCUUCGCCUCCUUCGCAAAAAUCUACUUUUCGGCCCGAGCAACGUUUCCCCGCCGUCCACAUUCACGCAGGGGAGAGAAAUGGCCACGCAGAAGCUGAUAGCCAACUUUUUCAAGCCGGUCAACAAGCGUGUGAGCGGAGAGACCGAGGAUACGCAGGUGGCAAAGAAGCCAAAGAUUUUAGAAGGAAAGGAGAAUGAAACGGGAGAAAACAAUGCUCCAGGCUCUCCAACAAGAUCAUCAUCACCGGAUUCGAACGCCUGCCUCAGUCCAGAGCAGAAAGAUCGCAUGCAGAACAACAAGUUAAAGGCUGAGAUAAAGCAGGCAAGCAGAAAAUUUGGUGCGCUCCAUGAGAACAUUGGAACAAGUUGGUUUUCUGCUUUGAAGAGCGAGUUUUCUAAGCCAUAUUUUGAGAAGCUUAGCCUUUUCCUGGAUGGCGAACGCAAGAGGUCAACAAUCUUUCCUCCAGCCGAACAGGUAUAUUCCUGGACACACCACUGCGAGCUGCGAGAGGUGAAGGUAGUCAUCUUAGGCCAGGACCCAUACCAUGGGCCAAGGCAAGCUCAUGGUCUCUGCUUUAGUGUCCAGAAGGGCGUCUCACCACCACCAAGUUUGUUGAAUAUGUACAAAGAGCUUGAAUCGGAUAUCGAAGGCUUUCAGCGACCUUCUCAUGGGCACCUAAUUGGCUGGGCAAAACAAGGUGUUUUGCUUCUCAAUGCUUGCCUGACGGUGCGCUCCCACAAUGCUAAUUCCCACAAGGACCAAGGCUGGGAGAAGUUCACCGAUUCAGUCAUCAAGGCGGUGUCAGAUCGCAACAAGGGUGUCGUGUUUCUCCUGUGGGGUUCUUAUGCACAGAAAAAAGCUGCUGUUGUAGAUAAGAAGAAACACCACCUCUUGAACACAACUCAUCCGUCUCCCCUUUCAGCCCAUCGAGGUUUCUUGGGAUGCAAACACUUCUCGAAGUGUAAUGAAAUUCUCGAGAAAGAAGGCAAAAGGCCAAUUGACUGGACUUACUUGCCUCUAGAAAUGUAGAAUUUGUCAUUGAUUUGUUCAUUUUACAGAUUUAAGAUUUUAGUCGAGUUUUGCCUUUGGACUAUGAGAAUAUUUGUAAUUGUUCUCAUAACAGAAAUAAUUGUUUGUGUUACAAAGGUUACUCAAGUCAAACAUUCUGAAAAGUUAAUCACUUAGUUACAUUUUUUAAAAAUAAUUAUUAUUUACUACUAGUAAGGGUAAUUGUUAAAAUUCAAUGCAGGAAAGUGACUGCAUUUGAUAUUUACUUUGCAGAGUUUAAAUGUUUUGACUACAUUUGAAAUUACAAAUUGUACAAAAUUGUGUCCUUUUUUUUUUUUUUUUGCCAGUAUUCAAGAUCUUUGAAAUUAUGUAAUUAAUAGGGCAUUGUGUAGAGAUGUUGCUCAAGAAUUUCUGCCAGUACUUUCCAGGAAAAAAUGGUGCCAACAAAAUUCCUUAUGAAGGUGAAUGUAUGUCCAGUGCCAUUUACAAUGUUUACCAAAAGGCUUUUAUUAAGUUGUACAUACUAGGAUGUAAUUGUUUUCUGUUUUUUAAAAAAAUGUUUCAUUUAAAGUUAGUUUCAUAACUUUUUUUACUUUUAUAAUAAAGUUUGCAGCAUUGCUUUUUAUAAAAACAUUUUUCAUUGGAUCCUGAAUAUAGUUUUUGGAACCUUUUUAAGUAUAUAUUAAUAUUCAAGACAAUUAUAUACUCUUUGCUUUUUACUUGGCAUAAAUUACAAGGAAGCAAAUUUGAAUGAUUAUGAGAAAAAUGGCAAAAAUAUCUCAGGAGUCAAAGUUCCAGACCUAAGGAAUCUUAGCAAAGUCUAACCCAACCUGUGACUAUUUUGUGUGCUCUGAUUAAUGUUUAUAAAAUGUUAUAAGGGGAUCAUGUCUGCACGAUGUUUUUUUUUUACAUUUUCUCACUAAGUGGAAAUUAGUGUAAAUUGUUUGCUUCCCACAUUUUCUCAGGGAAAAGUUUUUGUAAUUGCAGCAGGGACCUUGUAGCAGCAUUUUUCAAAACGUCAAUAUUUGUAAUUGAGUAUAGUGUAAUAUAGCCACCUGAAAUAGCAGGAGUAUAAAAAUUAUUAUCUACAUAUGGUAAUGAUUUCAUAUGUUAAUGUUUUCUUUGUUUAAGACGUAUUAGAAUUACUUCAACUGAACAAGAUGUUUGCAUUGGGGAAACAAUGUGAUAUAAAAGAAGAGAGCUAUACCAUUCAAGUAUAAGCAAUUUUUUUAGACCACUCCGUAUUAUUGAUAUGCAUGAAGAAACUUCCCAUCCACUUCUAUAACUCCUUUCCUGCACAUGCAUCUUCCCUUUUUAUAUCAAAUGUCCAUGCCAUCAUAACCUUUGUUCUUGUGCUAUCUUUGACAUUUCUCUAGAGUUGGAUUAUCCCUCUUAUUCUUCCUGACCAUUGUCUGGAAACUUCCUCUCACUCCAUCAUUAAUUUCCUUACUGUAUAACACUAAGCAUAUUUUUUUUCAUUUUCUCUUAAUCAGCUUCCAUACCCUCAAAACCCCCUCUUGUUGUCAUGGGGGGCUUGGGAGAAGGAGACGGAGUCCCAAUGCUGGGGACCUCCUCUACCUUGGGCCUUAUCCCUUGCCUCAACCAGUUUUGCAUGGUCUUUUCCCCUCCCCCUUUCCUUUUCCUUCUCUUCUCCAAUCCCUUUUUCUGUCCACUUCCUAAGAUGUGAGAACAUCUUGCCCACUCUUGUCGUGGAGGGCUUGGAGAUGGAGACUGAGGCCAAGCAAAAGGGAUGACUUCAGACCUUUGCCCUUGCCUCAACUAAUUUUGCAUGGGUUCCAUUCACAGCCAUUCUGAUUGUUCAUGCCUUGUCAUAGUUAAAUCUGAAGCCCAGGCACUACUACCCUGGUUGACCUCACUGAUAAACCUAUUCCUGCCCAACCUCACGCCUCCCUAAAUACUUGUACUGGGACUGUUUCCAUCUCCCUGGCUGAUUGCCCUAAGACAAGGAUUGGUCAGACUAUAAAAAAUGACUUGCUUACCUUUCUCAUUUACUUUGAUGCAGUAUCCGUUCAGUGCUACACUAUUUCCCCCAGAGGCUGCCGAAAGUCACCAGCCCAGUGAAGUUUAUAUUGCUGGAGAGUCUUGUCCUGUCUGAACACGAUUUUGACCAACCUGCUAAGCACUGUCGCUCUGCAGCCUGCUACCCUCUGUGUACCUAACCUAGCUAUGGUUGUUCAAACUGCCCUAUGCAGUCACGCAAGUGUGCUGAUUGUGGUGGCUCCCAUAAUAUAUUUUAUAAGGGCUGCCUUGCCUACAAAUUUAAGUCUGAGGUAGCAGUUCUCAGAUUCAGCUUUGGCCUCACUUUACAUGAGGCCAGAUAGAAAGCAAGUGGAUGAAGUUUUUCUCUUGUUCCUUAUUCCAGUGUUGUCCUUUGCUCUGCCCCUCCCACUUCUCCCAGAGAUGUUUCUACAUCUUGAGUAACUCUUCUACUCCUACUCUUUAUGUUUCCACUUCUACCUUCUUCCUCUCCCAGUCAAAUUUUUUGCUAUUCAAAAUCCAGACACUCCAAUCUCUACUUCCCUGGUGCCUACCCCUCCUCAUCACUCUAUUCAUCACAUCAAACUAUCAAAAUGUUCCACCUCAUCUCCUACCAUAUCCCCUCCUACACCUGCCUUUUUCUCUGCCCCUGAAAUGUCUGUCCUCUCUUCUCCACCUCAGAAGGCAACAUUUAUUUCUCAGACCUCCACAACCAACUCCAUUUCAGAAACUCAUGAUCCAAGAUAACAUACUUAUUAUACCCCUUAUAUCCUCCAAACUCUUAGCUCCCAUUCUAUCUUCACUCAAAGUGACUACCGAAAACCAUCCUCCUCCUACUCCCUUCCCUCCAGCUUCAUCUACAUAACCCCCCUUCCUUCCCUGUUAUCUCUUCCACUCCCUCAUGGAUGCACAAUUGACUCCCCUCAACCUCUCCCUCCUUGCCCUUAACCCACUCUUUCCUCUUGCUAAUCCUUAUCCCAUGGACAUCAUUGCAGAAUCCCACACUUUUUCUUUUGACAACUUUGAUCUAAUCACCCUUUUGCUAGUCCCAAUGUAUUUACUCGCCCGCUCUACCCUUACCCCUCUAUACCCUUUCAAGAUCAGGCUAUCCUAAAUUGCUGUACCACUUUUGAUGUAUCACAUUAAAUCUGUACCCUUUUCACUGUUACACCUUUCUAUAGUGCUGUAUGAGCUUUGAUGUUUAGCACAUUUAAUUUGCUUUGUAACCAUUAACCAAACAUCCAUAAUUAGUUAGGGACAGUCCCAACCUUAAUUGGGUUCCACCUGCUAUCACAUUAUUUCUAUAUUAUGGCCUUGUUCCAUCAUCAGCAGACAUAUUUUUUGGUACUACUUUCCUCAUAAACCCCACCCCCACUUUGUGCCUUGUUGCUUUGUUGAAUGCUCCUAUAAUCCUGUCCUUUUUCCAAUGUUUUUCCUUCAACUGGUCUCACAUUAAAAUUGCAACAGUGAUCCCCUUUCCAAGAGGGAGCACACUUUCCACUGCCAAAUCAAUUUUUUCAUGUUAAUUCUGCUAUGAUUCAUUGCAUGGGAUGUCUCUCUACUCAUUCAGCAAUUUUUCUGGAUUUGCCAACUUCCUUUACCACUCUACUCUAAACUCCACUACCCUUGCAUUUCAUCCAAAAGUCUCCUCUCUCCAUUUUUUUUUUUUUUUUUUUGGAAAUGAAAAAAAGUUGUUUUAUCCUCUUACUUUUUUCAUCCUUCCAAGGUUACUGAUACCAAUAUGCUGUUCUCAUGAUAAAAGUAAAUUACGAAAAAAAAAGAAAUUUUCUGAAUAUGAUUUUAUUAACUUAUUUUCAUGACAAACAAAGUAAAGUAAAAUAAGGUUACUUACUGCCAAAUAAAUUGUUAGUGAGCAACACCUUCCACAAAAUGUACUUCAGAAAUGUCAUAAGUAUCUUUAAGUAUAGCUUGGCAUGGAUUUAUCUUCUCUGACUUUCUUAAUGCAAUAUCUACCAAAUAAAUGCUUUAAAAAUACAACCUGAAGGGAGAAGUACCACUAAGGCUGCACCCAUAACUUGCUUUUAACCCACUGAUGCUGGGAUAAGGGUACAUGCCAUGUCCAUUACAUUUUUUUAAAAUUAAUUUUCUUUACACAUAGAUAGCUCUACAAGUCAAUUGCAACUAUUAUUGGUCACACCUGUUUACCCUUCUUGAUUUUGGGCAAGAUUCAAAAAAAUAUAUUUUGCUAUUAGAAUUGUUAAUAUCUUUAUAAUAAUUGUAAUGUCAAUAUUGAUAAUAACAGCAUGGAUACUAAAAGCACUAAAAUUUCCUUCUUCCCAAAACUUCAAGGAAAGGGGGAAUCUGGUGAGGUUCUACUGAUUGACUCCUUAAUAACUGAGCAUUUGUGGAGCCAUUUAUGUCCAAACAAAAUUCACAAAAGAAAACUACAGUCAACAAUAUGAUUACCCAGCAGCAAAGGGUUAAUAAUGAAAAGCUUCUGGCAAUAUUUUCUCUACUAUGAAUAAAGAUGGAAUAGCUACUGGGAAUUGGGAAAACUCUGUAUAAUAAUCCUGCCCUUUUUAUCUACAGUAAAUUAAUGUAGAAAACAUUCAUAUGUAUCUUAAAAUGUGUAUAAUUUCUAAUUAGCGUCACCACACUAAUAUAAAUAGAAAUCACCCUUAAGCUUACAUGGAAUGAAUGAAAAACAAAUCAUCUGUUAUAGUGUGUAUACUUUGAUCACAUUUCAAAGAAAAUUUUUUUGUGGAUGUAUAUUUUUUUUUCAUUUUAAUAAUCAUGGUUCUUCCAAAGAAGAAAAAGAGAGGGAAGAGGGAAGGAGAGAGAGGAAUGAGAAUAAAGUGUAAGUACAAGG
Penaeus chinensis is the source of this 5868-nucleotide messenger RNA. RefSeq names its product uracil-DNA glycosylase-like. Gene Ontology annotation, biological process: base-excision repair; base-excision repair, AP site formation via deaminated base removal. The transcript is spliced from 8 exons. Bases 18 to 1061 code for a protein of 347 amino acids. Gene Ontology annotation, cellular component: nucleus; mitochondrion. Gene Ontology annotation, molecular function: uracil DNA N-glycosylase activity. The record is from RefSeq and is a predicted model, not a curated record. Lineage: Eukaryota; Metazoa; Arthropoda; Malacostraca; Decapoda; Penaeidae.